This is a messenger RNA of Hypanus sabinus (Atlantic stingray), 2628 nucleotides long. RefSeq lists its product as uncharacterized. Lineage: Eukaryota; Metazoa; Chordata; Chondrichthyes; Myliobatiformes; Dasyatidae. The record is from RefSeq and is a predicted model, not a curated record. The transcript has 2 exons. The coding region runs from base 411 to 1496 and encodes 361 amino acids.
ACACUGAAGCUCCGACAAUGCCCUGUCACACACUCCUGGAGCACACAUUAAAGACAGCAGAACUCUCUUCACGUUGUCCUUUCCCUCACUUACAGAGUAAAGCUCCAUCUACAUAGUCCCAAUAUCCCAGGUAAUCGUAGAGUGAAGCUCCCUCUAAUUGUCCUAUCUCACUCCUGGGACAUGGGUUAGAGACAGAGAGACCUUUCUCCACACAAUCCCAUUACACACUCCUGUGGUCAGACAGAGUGAAGCUCCCUCCACACUGUCUCAAGACACCCUCCCUCCACAUUGUUUCAUCACACAUUCCUGGGGUCAGACACAGAUUGAAGCUCCUUCAACAUCGACCCAUCACAUCUAACUCCAAGAGUCAAUGUCCCUCGCACCAUCACACCACACACUCCCGGGAUCAAAUGGAGUCACAGUCCCUCCACACCAUCACAUCACACACUCCGGGGGUCAGACGGAGUCACAGUCCCUCCACACCAUCACAUCACACACUCCGGGGGUCAGACGGAGUCACAGUCCCUCCACACCAUCACAUCACACACUCCGGGGGUCAGACGGAGUCAAUGUCCCUCCACACCAUCACAUCACACACUCCGGGGGUCAGAUGGAGUCACAGUCCCUCCACACCAUCCCAUCACACACUCUGGGGGUCAGACAGAGUCAAUGUCCCUCGCACCAUCACAUCACACACUCCGGGGGUCAGACAGAGUGAAUCUCCCUCCACACCAUCACAUCACACACUCCGGGGGUCAGACGGAGUCAAUGUCCCUCCACACCAUCACAUCACACACUCCGGGGGUCAGAGUCAAUGUCCCUCCACACCAUCACAUCACACACUCCGGGGGUCAGACGGAGUCAAUGUCCCUCCACACCAUCACAUCACACACUCCGGGGGUCAGACGGAGUCAAUGUCCCUCCACACCAUCACAUCACACACUCGGGGUCAGAUGGAGUCACAGUCCCUCCACACCAUCACAUCACACACUCUGGGGAUCAGACGGAGUCAAUGUCCCUCCACACCAUCACAUCACACACUCCGGGGGUCAGACGGAGUCAAUGUCCCUCCACACCAUCACAACACACACUCCGGGGGUCAGGCGGAGUCACAGUCCCUCCAGCAUCCCAUCACACACUCCUGGGGUCAGACGGAGUCAAUGUCCCUCCACACCAUCACAUCACACACUCUGGGGGUCAGACGGAGUCAAUGUCCCUCGCACCAUCACAUCACACACUCUGGGGGUCAGACAGAGUCAAUGUCCCUCGCACCAUCACAUCACACACUCCGGGGGUCAGAUGGAGUCACAGUCCCUCCACACCAUCACAUCACACACUCCGGGGGUCAGUCGGAGUCAAUGUCCCUCCACACCAUCACAUCACACACUCCGGGGGUCAGACGGAGUCACAGUCCCUCCACACCAUCACAACACACACUCCCGGGAUCAGACAGAGUCAAUGUCCCUCGCACCAUCACAUCACACACUCUGGAGUAGGAACAGCUCUGGCUGGUAGGCAUCUCCCAUCUGUGGUGUGCAGAAAGCUCUAGCGAGGGGAGCGGGAAACAGGGAAGUCCCACCUUUGGAAGCUGCUCCCAGGAGAAAGGAUUGGUGGUUUCUCUGUGAGGUGAGUGCACUUUGCAUUUGGACUGUCGGCAGUGGGGAGAGGGAGGAAGGUAGAGAAGGUUUGGUGGGGGGAUCUGCCUGAUUCUGGGGUGAGGAGGUAAUUUCUUGUCUCAGUGGAUACUAGGAACUCCCUAACUCUCAGUUACAGGCACCUCCCUCAGUGGAAGCUGUCCUGGUUAAGAACCCUUCCCCUGGAGAGCAGAACCAGAUGUCAAAGUUGUUUCAUGGGCUCCAUGAUCACCCACAUAUCAUCUAUUCCCAGCUGCCUCUCCCCUCAAUCUCUCCCUCAUCUUAUGAAGAGAAACUACUUGGGAAAUCUACAUUAUACCUGACUCAAGGCUUGACUGGAGCUGCCCAUGUUCGAGGCAUGGGUCAUUCUGAUCAUUAGUCAACCUGGGUGAUGCUCCCUAUUGGUCAACAUUUGGGUGGUGAUGUUCAUUAGUUCAAGCUAGUCAUCACUCAGGGGAUGCUGCCGAUUCGAGGUAGUUUAAUGUCAUUUGCAGUACACGUGUAAAAGAAUGAAAUAAAUUUGUUACCCUGGAUCUGAUGCAGAACAAUAAAAAGCAUAAUAAGAUUUUUAAAAAGCACAACAAUAAUAAAAAAAUACCAACUAUAAACACAUUGAUUGUUUGUCCAUAAAGUGACGUUGGGUACAAGAGUGCCUGUACAUAAACAGACUGUGACAGGAAAUGAUAAAGCUGUGAUGUGGAGGGGUGGGUUAGUGGGUGGAGUUGUUGAUCCGUCUUACUGCUUGAGGAAAGUAACUUUUGAGUCUGGUGGUCCUGACGUAGCCUGCUUCCUGAUGGAAGUGGGGCAAACAGUCCAUGAGCAGGGAGGGUUGUAUCCGUCACGCUACUGGCCCCCUCUGGUUACUGAACCAGUGGACAGGAGGAAAUCUGCAGAUGCUGGAAAUUCAAACAACAACACACACACAAAAUGCUGGUGGAACACAACAGGCCAGGCAGCAUCUAUAAGGAGAAGCUCCGUCGAUGUUUCGGGCCGA